Messenger RNA from Pimephales promelas (fathead minnow), 1916 nucleotides. RefSeq names its product methylthioribose-1-phosphate isomerase 1 (gene mri1). Gene Ontology annotation, molecular function: S-methyl-5-thioribose-1-phosphate isomerase activity. Lineage: Eukaryota; Metazoa; Chordata; Actinopteri; Cypriniformes; Leuciscidae. The record is from RefSeq and is a predicted model, not a curated record.
AUGGGCGGGGCUUCUUGCGUUCACCGGAGAGAGAACACGCGGUUCCGUGAGCCGUGCGCUUUUUCCCCCAGUCCGGGCAGGCCUUUAAACUACGCCCACACCUCGCUCGCGAUUCACCCUGCUUCAACACACCCCGAAUCCACAGGACUCGAGACGAACCGAACCGUCACACAUCGGCGACAGCGCUCCCGAAUCCCUUCAUCCGCAUCUCAUACGGGUCAUGACGCUGGAAGCGAUCCGGUACCGGUCCGGGUCUCUGCAGAUCCUCAACCAGCUGCUGCUGCCGCACGAGACCGUGUUCGACGAGAUCCGUUCGGUGCGGGACGGAUAUGAGGCCAUCAAGAGCAUGAAGGUGCGCGGCGCUCCCGCCAUUGCCAUCGUGGGGUGCCUGAGCCUGGCGGUGGAGCUGCGGGGGGGCGCCGGGGCCGACGACCUCGUGUCCUUCAUCAGGGAGUCUCUGUGUCACCUGACCUCCGCCCGACCCACGGCGGUCAACAUGGGCCGAGCCGCGCGCGAGCUCAUGGAGUUCACGGAGAACGAGAGCAUGGAGAAAAACACAGAGCAGCUGAGAGACAGCGUGAUUGGCUGGAUCGAGGAGAUGUUGGAGCGAGACGUGAACGACAACAAAAAAAUCGGCAACUACGGCGCCCAGCACAUCCUGUCAGGAGUCCCGCGAGACUCGGUCACCAUCCUCACACACUGCAACACCGGCAGCCUCGCCACCGCGGGAUACGGCACAGCUCUCGGAGUGGUGCGGUCGCUGCACACGCUGGGCCGCUUGAAGCGCUUGUACUGCACAGAGACGAGGCCCUACAACCAGGGCGCCCGACUGACGGCGUACGAGGCCGUCGCUGAGGGCUUCCCCGCCACCCUCAUCACAGACAGCAUGGCCGCGCUCGCCAUGAGGGAGAAGGGCAUCACAGCUGUCGUCGUCGGAGCGGACAGGGUCGUUGCGAACGGUGACACGGCGAAUAAGGUGGGCACGUAUCAGCUGGCCAUCGCCGCCAAACACCACGGGGUGCCGUUCUACGUGGCGGCGCCGAGCACGUCCUGCGACCUGAGUCUGGAGAGCGGGCGAGACAUCGUGAUCGAGGAACGUCCCGCCGUGGAGCUCACCAGCAUCAACGGGGUUCCUGUAGCCGCACCUGGGAUCGACGUGUGGAACCCGGCGUUCGACGUCACCCCGCACCAGCUGAUCACGGGCGGCAUCAUCACCGAGCUCGGCGUGUUCCUGCCGUCCGAACUGCAGGCCGCUCUGACGGGGAGACUCACUGCGCUGUGAGGCACGGGUGCACCUCACACACCUCUCGCCUCUCUCUCUCUCUCUCUCCUAGUGUUCUCACCUCACUGUGGUGGAAGCUGCACCUUUAAUCACACACACAAGCAUCGGCACCGAGGUGUUCACACACGCACGUUCCGUUCAAUUCAACACUUACAAAGUGAAGUGGAAUAACACCAUGUGACACACAAUUGUUCAACCCAGGGAUGCUUGUAAACACACACACACACAUGCAAACACACACCUUCUCCUUCUCUCUGUGUACAGCUCAUGACACACCAUCUCAUGUCUUUUGUGAAAGCCUCAUUCACCUGUUCCUUUUUUUCCACUCGUUUCUUCCCCUCUUUCUGGCUCAGCUCCAGUGUUUAUAACAGGAAGUGUUUCAGAGAUGGCAAACAGUGGGCAGGCAUUGGGAACAUUCAGAGUAUUUCAAAAUAAAAGUCUUAGGUUUAAUACGGGUCGAACUGAUGUCCUUUGAGGGUCCGGGUCAUAUUUCACCCCAAAAUCAAAUGGAAACGUAAACAAAGCCUAUUUUUCGGACCAUUUGACGGUUAUGCAGAUUUUCCCUCCAUAUUCUCAGUUCUGUAAUACAAAAACAUUUCUAUUUAUAUUGUAAAUGUAUAAUAUGCAUUCAAUU